UAAGAGAUCGGCGUUUUAUAUGAUGUCCACAAAGAAAGUCCAAGAAACAGCCCCACCAACGCAAAACAAAAGUAGGCUUCAGCUUCCAGCAUGAGUGGGGUGCUGGCUUCCUCAUCCUUCAGCUUCUCUUCUCUUCACUCCAAUAACCAUAAUCCCAUUUUUAGCUAUAGACUUUACCCGCUUAAUCCCGAAAUCCCGUCUUUACCGGUUGCAAAGCUCAAGAAACAAUUGGGUUUUCGAUUUGAAACUCCGACGAGACAACCCCAUGGAAUCAGCGUCCGAUGUAACAGCAGCACCAGACCCGGCGGUCCUGGUUCCGGUGAUAAUGAGAGCAGAAGUGUUAUGGACGCGUUUUUCUUGGGAAAGGCUCUAGCAGAAGCAGUUAAUGAGCGUAUUGAAUCUACAGUUGGGGAGUUUUUGAGUGCAAUUGGUAGGCUGCAAGCUGAGCAACAGAGGCAAAUUCAGGACUUUCAGGUAGAUGUGCUGGAAAGAGCCAAAAAAGCCAAGGAAAGUGCAGCACGGGAAGCCAUGGAGGCACAAGGACUAGUUCCCAAUGCUACUGCAGUUGAUCUAAAAUCGGGGAACAAUGGCGUUAACUCAGAAACUUCAUCAACAACCACCAAUGUUGCCACUCCUGCAAAUUCAUCCUCAUCUUCAAAUUCAACUGUUGUCACUCCUGCUGAGACGGGUCGAGGUCCUGCUGCUAAAGGCCCUGCUUUUGGGGUGACAGAUGAUGACUGAAGUUGGUAUCUUUAUGCUCUGCAUAUCCUAUAUUUUCCACUAGAUAAAUAAGGCAUGAAGGCGGGUCAUCCUCAAGAGAUUUACAGUUAAUAGCUAUGCCUUGGUUGGUUCAAAUGGAUUAUUUCAUGAGAAGACAUUAUCCUUGGAAGAAGAUUAAUAUUAUUCCACAUGAAAGUUGAAAGCUAUCAACUUCACUUCAGUAUUGCUUUCACCUGCUGGAUGUGAAAUUUGUGAUCACUUGUUGGCUUUCUUUUGUUUUAGGAAAUGAAUUGGAAUGGAAUAGGGAGAGGAGUACACUGAAAUUGGCAUUUUUAGCCAUGGUUUAAAUUUUAAAUGAAAAAGUUAUUUUGUAAUAGAUACACUACAAAUCUUUUUUAAUUAAAAUUUUAAAUUUUUAACGGUUUA
Molecule: messenger RNA, 1146 nt
Organism: Manihot esculenta (cassava)
Lineage: Eukaryota; Viridiplantae; Streptophyta; Magnoliopsida; Malpighiales; Euphorbiaceae
Exons: 3
Coding region: 91-741 (216 amino acids)
Biological process (GO): thylakoid membrane organization
Cellular component (GO): chloroplast thylakoid membrane
Source: RefSeq, a predicted model, not a curated record